CGAUUACCAGCACAAAUUUAGAGCCAUUUGGAACGAACUCCUUCAAGAAAUCAGAGAUAAUCCUCCCAGUACCUACCUAGCCUAGAAGCUUUUUGCAUUGGAGAGCUUUUUAUCCAUCUUUCAAUUUCCUCGCAUUCUGAUCAUGGAAUUAGUAGGCCUAGAGAUAUCAUAUCUAAACACCUAGAUGCUCUCCCUCUAACCACCACGCAUUUAUAUCACUAGGAACCCAACCUUGGCUAUGAUUAAAGUUGCUCGUCUCUAAGGCCACAAACUGAUCAUGGAGUAGAUGACCAUGGACUUUGUCCUCUUUCGGAUGCAAAGCUUGUACUCAAAUCUAUGGCAUUUAAAGAUAUCCAUGCUAGAGAUGGCAAAUCUCAUGGCUCACAGGGUAACAAACACAACAUACGAGUCUUACCUGCUAGUAAACCAUCUAAUUAGAGUAGAAAGACAACUUAACAACAAGCACAUGGUUUUUGCUUUAGCCAUUCACCUUGUCAGCCACCUACACAUGUAUAUUGGAUCCUCAAGCUAGCUAGGAAUAAAGACAAGGGGGAUGGACAUGGAACCAGCUUAGGAGAAGAUUGUAAAAAUGUGGAAGAAAGCAAAUUGGGCCCCCAAUGAUUGGUGCCCACUAGACUUGCAGCUUAGCUUAAACAUCUUUGUAGACUUCUCUAAACCCAACUCGAUGUUGAUACUUUACUGGAAUGUUAGGGGCAUAAGAAAUCCAACAUUUCUAUGUAAUGCCCAUGACUUAACUUAUUGUUUUGGUCCUAUCAUUCUUGUCUUCUUUGAAACCUGUGUGAAUUGUGAUUGUGUUGAAACUAUUAUGCAUUAGGUGGGGGUUGAUUAUGAUAGUUAUUAUGCUGUUGAUCCGAUUGGAUACAGUGGUGGAAUAUGGAUACUUUGGUGCUUCAGUAAGGUUUAAGUCUUCAUCAUCUCAGCUACUGCUCAAAAGAUCCAUGUUAUGAUCGUUGAUCUUUUAGUUUGUGGUUGAGGAGACCUCUCUUAUGCAUGCUUAUUGUGAAGCAAAUAGUGUGGUAGAUAGAGUCACCAAGGAUCGUGCAUCUAUAAAGAAACCUUUUGUUCUUUUGAUGUUGUUCUUGUUUUUUAUUCAACUUGUUUAUCUCAUGUUUUUUAUGUUUGUAUUGUGUAUCGAAUCAACUUUUGUAAAUUUA
Rubroshorea leprosula is the source of this 1175-nucleotide messenger RNA. The record is from the annotation of a GenBank genome assembly. Lineage: Eukaryota; Viridiplantae; Streptophyta; Magnoliopsida; Malvales; Dipterocarpaceae.